Drosophila persimilis is the source of this 1292-nucleotide messenger RNA. Its product is annotated as muscle-specific homeobox protein tinman. NCBI's taxonomy places the organism in Eukaryota, Metazoa, Arthropoda, Insecta, Diptera, Drosophilidae. Gene Ontology annotation, biological process: regulation of transcription by RNA polymerase II; cell differentiation. The record is from RefSeq and is a predicted model, not a curated record. Gene Ontology annotation, molecular function: DNA-binding transcription factor activity, RNA polymerase II-specific; RNA polymerase II cis-regulatory region sequence-specific DNA binding. The transcript has 3 exons. The coding region runs from base 1 to 1272 and encodes 423 amino acids. Gene Ontology annotation, cellular component: nucleus.
AUGUUGCAACAUCAUCAGCAGCAAGCACAGGUGCCACAAUCCGGCGGCUAUUACGACUACAAUCAGUCGCCUAGUCCUGGCAGUCUGACCAAUGCGGAUGCCCUGAACACCACCCCAUUUUCAGUCAAGGAUAUAUUGAAUAUGGUCAAUCAAACGGAGGCAUACGAAGGCGCCUAUGGGCAUCUUGACAGUGCCGCGGCAGCUUCGGCGUUCUAUGGCGCCGGCGAGUACCAGCAGCAUCUUCACCAGCAUCCGCAUCAGUACCAGCAACAGCAACAGGAUUUGCCAGCGGCGUCGCAGCAGCAACUGCACCAUCAUCUGGUCGAGCAUCAGGAGGAUGCCACCACAUCGUCGUCGCUGUCGCCACUAUUGCCGCCCCCGCCGCACGGCCACCAUCAGUUGUACGGCAGCUAUCAGGACUAUGGCAUGCCCGCCCACAUGUUCCAGCAUCACCAUGGACAUCCGCACCAGAGUUUCCAGCCAGCCGCCUCGGCCUACAACAUGUCCGCCACGCAGUUCUACGCCGGGGCCACGGCCCCGUCCUAUCAAAGUCCCGCCACAUACAACUACAACUAUGCCGGAGCCGGGGAUGCCUAUCCGCAGCACUCCCCGGCCGUCACCAUCAAGAGCGAGUACAUACCCACGCCGUAUGUCACGCCCUCCCCCACCCUGGACCUCAACAGCUCCGCCGAGGUGGAGAGCCUUGCGCCGGCGCAGAAACUAUGCGGCAAUCCGCUCUCGCAGAGACUCCUGGAGACGGUCAGCAAUUCGGCCUCACUGCGGAGCAUUCACAGCACGGACGAGGGCGCUAAAAGAAAGGACAACAGCCAGGUGACCUCUUCGCGUUCCGAGCUGCGCAAGAGCAGUGCCAGUGGCAGCAAUCACAGCAGCAGCAUCAACAGCAAUGGAUCCAGCAAGCCCCGAAUGAAACGCAAGCCUCGGGUGCUCUUCUCUCAGGCCCAGGUCUUGGAGUUGGAGUGUCGUUUUCGGCUGAAGAAGUAUCUGACGGGAUCAGAGCGUGAGAUAAUCGCCCAGAAGCUAAAUCUGUCGGCCACGCAGGUGAAGAUCUGGUUCCAGAAUCGUCGCUACAAGUCGAAGCGGGGCGACAUCGAUUGUGAGGGCAUUGCCAAGCAUCUCAAGCUCAAGGCGGAACCACUGCACUCUCCCACAUCGCUUCCCCCUCCCAUGCCCAAUCAUAUGAUGUGGCCACCCACAGUCCAGCACUCCCAGCAGCAACAUCACCAACAGCAGCAGCUGCCACACCUCCAAUAGCUGAGGGGCAGGAAGAUGGG